CCUAAAAAUUGGCGUUGGAUUGACGCUCAGAAAACGCCCAGGCAGCAGCGCCCAUAUAUUCAAUUUUGUCCAAAUACUAUACUAUAGAUUUUGAAUCCGGAUCCACCGCCAUCGCCCAUAAUUACACACUCACCCCUUUUUCUUUCUCCCUCUCUCGGCUCUGCUUCGCCGUUGCCGUUGCUUUUCUUCUUUUUCCCCUUAAUAACCAAAUGAGGAAGGGAGCUAAGAGAAAAGCCGCUUCUCAUGAGCAAGAGGAGAAGCAAGUAAAGACUUCGUCUUCUUCGCAAGAGAAUCUCAACAACAACAACCGUAAACCUGCUCCCAAAGCUAAGCGUGCUAAGACCUUCAAGCCUCAGCCCGAGCCUGAGUAUUUCGAAGAUAAGCGUAACUUGGAAGAUUUAUGGAAAGCUGCAUUCCCUGUUGGAACAGAGUGGGAUCAACUGGACUCUGUUUACCAAUUCAACUGGAACUUUUCGAAUUUAGAAGAUGCAUUUGAAGAGGGGGGGAAACUAUAUGGAAAGAAAGUUUAUCUCUUUGGUUGUACAGAGCCUCAAUUGGUCCCUUACAAAGGAGAAAACAAAGUCAUUUGUAUACCUGUGAUUGUGGCUGUUGAGUCUCCUUUCCCACCUUCAGAUAAGAUUGGUAUUAACUCAGUGCAGAGAGAAGCUGAAGAGAUUGUUCCCAUGAAACAAAUGAAAAUGGACUGGGUUCCAUAUAUUCCACUUGAGAAAAGAGACAGCCAAGUUGAUAGAUUGAAAUCUCAAAUAUUCAUCUUAAGCUGCACUCAAAGAAGGGUUGCUUUGAAACAAAUGAAAAUAGAUCGUCUCAAGAAAUACGAGUAUUGUCUGCCUUAUUUUUACCAGCCUUUGAAGGAAGAUGAGCUUGAACAAAGCACUGAGGUUCAAAUAAUUUUUCCAGCAGAACCAAAGCCAGUUUUUUGUGAAUUUGAUUGGGAGUUGGAUGAACUUGAUGAGUUUACUGAUAAACUGAUAGAAGCAGAUGAAUUAGAUAAAGAUCAAAAGGAUGCUUUUAAGGAUUUUGUCAAAGAGAAAGUUCGAGAAGCAAAAAAAGCUAAUCGGCAGGCAAGAGAAGCUCGCAGAAAAGCCCUUGAAGAAAUGAGUGAGGAAACUAAAGCAGCAUUUCAGAACAUGAGAUUUUACAAGUUCUAUCCUGUUCACACUCCGGAUACUCCUGAUGUGUCAAAUGUAAAGGCGCCUUUCAUAAACAGGUAUUACGGGAAGGCACAUGAGAUUCUCUAAUGGAACCUUUAUAUUAAAGAAUGAAGAUGUAGUGCAGUUUGAGGGAUGCUCUAAAAAGCCUGCUUCGCUUGUAAGAGUGUCAUUUGUAUGUUACCCGGAAGUUUUGGGAGUAUGCCUCUGGUGCCCCAUCACACUCAUUUCCUAGGAGAAAAGGUUUAAACUUAAAAAAACUCCAUAACUCUUAGAUAAUUAAAACCAGGCCCUUUGCAACAAUCGCAGGAAUUAGUAGAAUACUCUAUUGAGGCUUUAUUUUUUUCCCCCACAAUUUGUAGAAUAUUCAACUGAGCCUUUCUUUUUUCUCCCAAAAAUUUUGAAGGAAUUUUUAAGGCUUGAGGUGCUUAAAUCGCCCCACAGCUUGACAUGUCAUGGUUUUACACUUAUUAGCGAUCUUCCGUUCCGACUUAAUUGUAAUAGUAAAGAGUAUUCAAAUGCAUUUUUACCCCUAUAUUAAA
Messenger RNA from Gossypium raimondii (Peruvian cotton), 1711 nucleotides. Its product is annotated as protein HEAT INTOLERANT 4. Gene Ontology annotation, biological process: regulation of cellular response to heat. NCBI's taxonomy places the organism in Eukaryota, Viridiplantae, Streptophyta, Magnoliopsida, Malvales, Malvaceae. The record is from RefSeq and is a predicted model, not a curated record. The coding region runs from base 210 to 1259 and encodes 349 amino acids. The transcript is spliced from 14 exons.